Molecule: messenger RNA, 3519 nt
Organism: Cyanistes caeruleus (blue tit)
Lineage: Eukaryota; Metazoa; Chordata; Aves; Passeriformes; Paridae
Source: RefSeq, a predicted model, not a curated record
AUGUCUCUGCCUGGAGACGCCUCCAACUUUAUAGGAGCAGCCUGCUCGGCGCUGGGAGGUGAGAAAGGACACGGGAGGGUUGCGGGUCUGCUGAGCCCAGCCCGCGCCGCCCGCGGGAGCGGGGCACGGGGGUGGCGUCCCACGGUGGCACUGACGUCCUGCCCGCCACAGGGAGAGGAGAUAAACCACCAGUUCCCGGAUGAGCUGUACGAGCUGCCGACGGAGGAGGCCCCACAGGAGACGAACCUGUCCAAUUCCCAAAGCGGCACUUCCAGCCAGGAGCAGGUGACAAACCUGGGGUCCCAGGAGAACGUGGCUGAGACUCAGCAGUUCCUGGCCCUGCCGCCGCAGCGCAGGCGGACUGCCAGUGAGCUCCUCAAGAGCAGGAGGUUGUGCGUCUACGAGCUGGAGGCGUCGGAGCGCUUCUACCAAUCCCACAACCGGUUCCUGAAGCUGCUGCUGGCCGGGUACCGCUGCGUGACCGCCCACUCCGAGCUCUUCUGUUACUUUGUCAUCAUCCUCAACAACAUGGUCACCGGCUCCAUCAUCUCCCUCUUCCUGCCCGUCCUCAUCUUCCUCUGGGCCAUGCUUUCCAUCCCCCGGCCCACCAAGCGCUUCUGGAUGACUGCCAUUGUCUUCACCGAGGUGAUAGUGGUGGUGAAAUACCUCUUCCAGUUUGGGUUCUUCCCCUGGAAUGGCUACAUCACGCUGCUGCGCUACGAGGGCAAGCCCUUCUUCCCACCUCGCAUCGUGGGCUUGGAGAAGUCCACCCAUUACAUCAAGUAUGACCUCCUGCAGCUCCUGGCCCUCUUCUUCCAUCGUUCCCGGCUGCUGUCUUUUGGGCUGUGGGACCAGGAGAGGACAACAGAGGAGUAUCAGGAGACCAAGGAAGGGGAGGAGAAGCCGGAGGAAGCUGUGUCCACACCGCUGGUGGUGGCUGUGGAAGGGCCGGAGGCUCCAGCCCAGCCGGGAGCACUGGGAGCAGUCACGGGGCCGGAGCCGGAGCUGGGGCUGGAGGGUGAGUCCAUGGAGCAGGAGGAGGGAACCAGGGCCACACAGCUCCGCUUCAGGAGGAGGAGGAGGAGGAGGACGAUGGAGACAGUUCCAGGGGAAGGGGGUGAGGAGGAGGAAGAGGAAGAGGAGGAGGAAACAUCAGAAGAGAACCAUGCUCAAAGGAAGCUGAAGGCGUUCGGCUUGCGAGUCAAGGGCUUCUUCCUCACCAUGGCACAGAACGUGUACCAGCCAGUGUGGAAGUUCUUCCAGGACAUCCUGGACACGCAGAACCACGCGGCCACCGACGUCUACGCCUACAUGUUCCUGGCUGAUGUGGUCGACUUCAUCAUCAUCAUCUUUGGCUUCUGGGCCUUUGGGAAAUACUCGGCGGCCGCUGACAUCACCUCCUCGCUGUCGGAAAACCAAGUGCCGGAGGCUUUCCUGGUCAUGGUGCUCUUCCAGUUCACCACCAUGGUCAUCGACCGCGCGCUCUACCUCCGCAAGACCGUGCUGGGCAAGCUCAUCUUCCAGGUCACCCUGGUCUUCGGCAUCCACGUCUGGAUGUUCUUCAUCCUGCCGGCCGUCACCCAAAGGUUGUUCCGCCACAACACGGUGGCCCAGCUGUGGUACUUUGUGAAAUGCAUCUACUUUGGUCUGUCGGCCUACCAGAUCCGCUGUGGCUACCCCACCCGCAUCCUGGGCAACUUCCUCACCAAGAAAUACAACCACCUCAACCUCUUCCUCUUCCAGGGGUUCCGCCUCGUGCCCUUCCUGGUGGAGCUGCGGGCCAUCAUGGACUGGGUGUGGACAGACACCACGCUGUCCCUCUCCAACUGGAUGUGUGUGGAGGACAUCUACGCCAACAUCUUCAUCAUCAAGUGCAGCCGGGAGACCGAGAAGAAAUACCCCCAGCCCAAGGGGCAGAAGAAGAAGAAGGUGGUGAAGUACGGCAUGGGCGGCCUCAUCAUCCUCUUCCUUGUGGGCAUCAUCUGGUUCCCGCUGCUCUUCAUGUCCCUGGUGCGCUCCGUGGUGGGCGUCAUCAACCACCCCAUCGAUGUCACCGUCAACCUCAAGCUGGGGGGGUACGAGCCUCUGUUCAGCACGAGCUCCCAGCAGCAAUACAUCCAGCCCUUCACCUCCCAGGACUACGAGGACCUCACCAAAGAGUUCGAGAACGAGCCGCUGGCCAUGCAGUUCAUCUCCCUUUAUGGCGAGGAGGACAUCGUGACCGCCCGCAUCGAGGGCAGCUCGGGCUCGCUGUGGGGCAUCAGCCCCCCCAGCCGCAAGCAGAUGUGGGAGGAGCUGAAGAACGGCUCCUCUGCCAUCACCCUGCACCUCACCUGGAGCUUCCAGAGGGACCUGAGCAAGGGGGGCACUGUGGAGAACGCCUACGGCAAGCACAUCACCUACCUGGAGCCCGGUGCGCGCCAGCGCCUGGAGCUGGCCCAGCUGCUGGAUGGCACCAGGGAUCGCCCCGUGGAAUUGCCCAACCUCUUCCCCAAAUACAUCCGGGCACCCACAGGGCUCGAAGCCGAACCUGUCGAGCAGCUGCUGCCAGAUGACGUGGAGAGCUACCUGGACGUGGAGGUGCAGCUGAAGCAGGAGCGCAGGGGCUCUGGCCUUGGUGAGCACUUUGUGGAGUGGUGGGUGCUGAGGCUGAAGGACGCCCCACCCCAAGAGGGCAACAUCCUCCCCAUGAUCAUCUUCAACGACAAAGUCAGCCCCCCCAGCCUGGGCUUCCUGGCUGGCUACGGGAUCAUGGGCCUCUACGUGUCCAUCGUGCUGGUGAUCGGCAAGUUCGUGCGGGGCUUCUUCAGCGAGAUCUCCCACUCCAUCAUGUUCGAGGAGCUGCCCUGCGUGGAUCGCAUCCUGAAGCUGUGCCAGGACAUCUUCCUGGUGCGGGAGACGGGUGAGCUGGAGCUGGAGGAGGAGCUCUACGCCAAGCUCAUCUUCCUCUACCGCUCGCCCGAGACCAUGAUCAAGUGGACACGGGAGAAGAACUAAGGGGAAGGGGCUCCAGCCCCCCCAAAACAGGGACAUCACCGCCAAUGCCUUAACCAGCCCCCCCAGCUGGGGCCGCAUCCCGGCCCGGGAGGCAGUGGGAUGUGGGGUUCUGGGCGCUCCCUUGGAGGGAGGAUGUUUUUCUGGAUGUUUUUCUUACGUUGCUUUGAAGCCGUCCAACCUGCACAGACCACGUUGUGCCUUCCCCGGGGACGGGGACAGGAGCUGGCACCCCCCACCCACUGGGCACCCCUGGCUGCCAGCUGGGGAUGGGGAGGGGUCAAGAGCCAGCCCGUGCCCCCUCCCUGCUGGCCCCAGCCCUGCUCCAGAACCAGGUUGAACUCAAGCAAUAGUCCCCCUGCCCCCAGCUCCAGGAUGGGGGUCCUGGGUUGUGGCCCCCCACAUUUGAGGGGGUCUGGCAGCCCCAGUUGGACUUUAGACAUUUGUGACUUUGGUUUGUUUUUUUUAUUAUUAAUUCAAAUGGUUUAUUUAUACAGAUAGCGAAUAAAACAAACUUGAGUCCUC